GAUGAUGAGAGCAUUGAUGGCCUAUGCACAUGCAGAUUAUUGAAUACGAGAACCGUAUCAGGGCAUACUCAACCCCAGACAAGAUCUUCCGCUACUUUGCAACUUUGCGUGUGAUCUAUGAGUCGGGGGAGUCAGAAGUCUACAUGACCCCUGAUGACUUCCUUCGCUCCAUCACCCCUGGUGUACUCCAACCUGAAGGCCUUGGACUUGAUCAGUUCAGGCGAUUUGAUCCAAAGAUAGACACAUUGGAGCUGAACAUUGAUGAAGAGAGCAUUUUCUACAGGCUUGGUCGGGCUGGACUCAUCUCUUUCUCUGAUUACAUCUUCCUCCUCACAGUUCUUUCAACAUCCCGGAGACACUUUGAGGUGGCAUUUCAGAUGUUUGAUCUGAAUGGAGACGGAGAUGUGGAUGCAGAGGAGUUUAAUGAAGUGGCAACCCUCAUUCGCCAUCAAACCUCAGUUGGCAUCCGUCACCGAGAUCAUGCUGUCACUGGCAACACCUUCAAGGGAAUGAACUCUGCCCUGAGUGCCUAUUUCUUUGGUCCACACUUCAAGGAGAAAUUAACAAUUGAGAAGUUCCUAGUGUUCCAUGAGCAGCUCCAAAAGGAAAUCCUAACAUUGGAAUUCAAGAGGAAGGAGCCAGAUGAGGAUGGGCAAAUCUCAGCCAAAGAGUUUGCUUCCCUCCUUGUUGCCUACAGUGGGUUCAGUCCAAAGCGGAAGCAACGUAUCCUGAAGCGUGUCAAGAAGCAUUUCAAGGAUCAUCCCAUUGGGAUUUCCCUGGACGAAUACCUUGAAUUUUUCAAGUUCCUCAGCAACAUUAAUGAUGUAGACACUGCCCUCACAUUCUACCACAUUGCUGGUGCUUCUAUUGACCAGGCAACCUUGAAGCAUGUGGCCCAUACCGUGGCGCACGUAAAGAUCCCAGACCACGUGAUCGAGGUUGUGUUUGUCCUCUUUGACGAAAACAUGGACGGACAGCUGAGCAACAAGGAGUUUGUGUCAGUGAUGAAGGAACGCUUGCGUCGGGGGCUAGAGAAGCCCAAGGACACUGGCUUCAUCAAACUCAUCCAUGCUGCCCUCAAAUGUACUUAUGAGGCUAAGCCUGUUGUCUUGGGGACAUAAAGUGUCCAAGCCCAUACCGAAAGUAUCGUAAACCAUUUCUUUCCCCUCCCCCCUUCACACAUACAAUUUCUUAUUCAAAAGGCAUUCCUUGAAUAAGGAAUUCUCCCUCCUCCCAUUGUGACUGUGCAAUUUUUUAAAAUUUAUUUAAAUAUUUAUCUUGGAG
Molecule: messenger RNA, 1284 nt
Organism: Darwinula stevensoni
Lineage: Eukaryota; Metazoa; Arthropoda; Ostracoda; Podocopida; Darwinulidae
Source: the annotation of a GenBank genome assembly